Molecule: messenger RNA, 2808 nt
Organism: Aricia agestis (brown argus)
Lineage: Eukaryota; Metazoa; Arthropoda; Insecta; Lepidoptera; Lycaenidae
Gene: Axud1
Exons: 2
Coding region: 524-2707 (727 amino acids)
Biological process (GO): regulation of transcription by RNA polymerase II
Cellular component (GO): nucleus
Molecular function (GO): sequence-specific DNA binding; DNA-binding transcription factor activity, RNA polymerase II-specific
Source: RefSeq, a predicted model, not a curated record
GUCUAGCGGCGCUCCUCGUGUCUCUCUCACUCGGUAGCGUUCUAUUUGCCUGCGUCGCUCGAGAGUCGAGUGUCGACCAACAUGAUUACGCGAGGUGGGAACGUAGAGUACAGUGCUGUGCGAGUGAAUUGUAAUAAGUUAACUAUUAUUUACUGUUGAUUGCCAAUGCGUGGAAAAGUUUGAAGUAGUGACACGGUCCAGUGUAGAGAAGAAGUAUUUCUGAGUGAUUAAAAUGUGGAUAUAGAACAUCAGUGCAGUAAAUAAAUAAAUGAGAAACAACGGCGCGUCAUCGGGGUACGAGUGAUAAAAAACCUUAUUACUUCGGAUAUUGGAUUCAAGUUAUCGUGCUCGCUGCUGUCUCUUGGAUAUGAAAAAUAUGAAUGUGAACGUUGCGUUCAUAUCUUGUACAGAAUUGUUUCAAUUGUACGUAUUUAAGACGUACCGAGUAUACACAAUGAGUCAGGAGAAGUAGAGAACUACAUACGAACUCGAGAGGCCGUUAAGAAUAAACCUUUUAAAACAGAUGAUGGAAGACCGGGAAGAUAAAACAGAGCUGGCGGGCACCGAUGAUACGCGGUCGAUGGAAAUGGAGAACAAUAAAGAAGAAGCUCGCUCUUCUGUGAUAAAAAACGAUAAAAGUGACAGUGACGCUAAUAGUGACGAUUCUAGUGAUAACCUAAAUGAUGAUCAAAACGAUGUAAAUAGUAAUGUCUCUCAGUUUUAUGAGAGUAGUGACAGUAAAGUAGAUUACGCGGUUAAAAUAGACGAUAAUGACACUCUGAGUGAUAUAGAAGACAUUAAAACGGACACCGCCUCGGCGGAUAGUGAAGAUUCGGCACUCGGAAGUUUACCUCCGGAUGUAGCAUUACACGAGAGGGAAGAGGACGGGGCUGACAGAUCAGAUGGUAGUGACUCUGGUUUAGGAUCUGAAACAAACGAGUUUAUUAAGCUACCCCAAUUAGAAAAUAUGCCUGCCCAAGACGAAAAACCAGAAAUAAACUCCGAAGACAUGCCGGCUGAAGGUAGCCAUAAACUUGAAGAUACCAAGGAUGAUACACACAGGGUCAACAUUGAAAAACCACGAAAAAGUAACCUUAAAAGAAAGUAUGAUAACGAGAUUAGCGAAAAUAUACAACCAAAAAGAAGAAAAGGAAACAUAACCUUCGAUAACGUUACUGUUUAUUAUUUUCCGAGAUCACAAGGUUUUACUUGCGUGCCAUCACAAGGCGGAUCCACGCUGGGAAUGGAAUGGGAACACAGUCACACACAAAAAUUCACCUUAACUGAGCAUGCUCUGGAGCAGAGAAGGUUACAUAGACAAAUACUACAACAGCUAAAAAGCGAAAGACAUUCCGGUCAAGGGGAGUCAAUGUCCUCUAGUGAAGAUAGUGACACGGAAGAAGAGACCAGUGAUAUUUCAGAAUCAGAGCUCGAUUUAGAUAGCUACUAUUUUCUUCAGCCUGUUCCUACUAGACAAAGGAGGGCACUGCUAAGAGCUGCAGGCGUAAGAAAAAUUGAGGGUUACGAGAAAGACGAAUGUAGAGAUAUAAGGACAUCUCGGGAAUUUUGUGGUUGUGCGUGUAAAGGAGUUUGUAAUCCGGAAAAUUGUUCAUGUAGUUUAGCGGGCAUUAAAUGCCAGGUCGAUAGACUGAAUUUUCCGUGUGGUUGUACUAGAGAUGGUUGUGGUAAUACUACCGGCAGAAUAGAAUUCAAUCCACUGAGAGUUAGGACGCACUUUAUAAAUACUUUAAUGAGAGUAAGUUUAGAAAAGAAAAACGAGGAGCAGCAGGCAGCCAAGAGACAAUGGGCCGAAGCACAUAGUACAACUUCAGGUACAGGCAUACCCCAUACAAAUAUAGCUUACGAUAAAACAUGUCAUACUCAAGAUAACAGUACUGGAAGAGUAAUCAGUACUUUGUCGAAUAAAAUUUGCGAAACCAGCCCAGAAACAUUUAACAACAUGCAUUGCAAUCAACACACCUCAAACGCUUCUGCUGCUAGUGUUCAAAACGAAUCUUCCUUUAGUUUUCCGAGAAGAGAGCACAACGUAAUUAGCUACGAAGGUAAAUCUGAUCCUCGGUGUCAUGACACGUACACCUCCAACAUUCUACAGGGAAAGGGCCCGCCCUACGCAUCGUCCGCGGUAGCCGAAUAUAACCCGGUACCGAGCAACACGCAAAGGUACCACUGCGAUCUCAACUACAUGUACGAACAACAUUCGACGGAGAACCACCAGUACAAGGGAAUACAUUCAUUUUCGGCGAGCAGCUUCGAGGAGUUCGCGCACAGCUCGCACAUCUCUAUGUUCAAUCACUACGGCCACAUGUACAUGCCCGACUAUCUGCAAAAACAAAACUCGAUCGUUUCCGAGCACACCGCACAAUAUCCGAUGCACCAAAACCACUACGACGUAUAUAGAAAUAGUUCGGAUAGUUUCGGGAGCAGCGAAAAUAAAAGCGAUUCUCAUUACACGACUCUCAUGACGUUGCCAUAUCAACAGAACAACAAAUUACAGCCGCUAGACAAUGAUGAGAAUUGGUUUUGUCAGAAUAAGCUAAUGAACCUAGAUAACUUCGACCAAUCGGCCCAGGACGCGCCGCAGCAGCAGGCCAGCCCGGCCCAACCGACCACUGAAGCUAACGCUAGUGAAACCGAAAAUUUAGGGGAACUUAUUAAAAAAACUAUGGUCGAGUCUGUUACUGUGUAGAUGAAUCACUUGUUGUAUUCUUAUCUUUAAAUAAUUAUCUUGUUAUUAAUCAUUUGGACACAUUAAUUAAAUUAAAUUAAAUAAAAACUUUAUUUAAUGUA